AGGCCACUGUCCGCCUACAACAGCCUCACAGACAAACACCUAACGGGCUACUUCAACAACACCCGGAUCAGGCGACAACUUCAGAGAGCCGGUCUGAUCACAAGAAGUGGUAGGAUCCUGACUGAAAAAGAAUACAGAAUAAAUGCCAUGAGACGGGACCAUCAGAAGUACAUCCGGGAAUGUCUGGCCCAGGCCAUAUUUCAGAAAGUCCUCGACAUGGAGAGACGCCACCAAAUCGACAUCAAGAGAAAGCUGGAAACAUUUGCAAGAAGGGAGCGGGUGCAAAGAAUUAAGGUGGAUCAUUCCAGCAGAGGCAGAGAAGAAACAUUUCCAGCUUUUUCUCCUCGCCCCCCUACGGGACCUAAAAGUGGGGCAAACCCGCGUCGGCGAAACUAUGAACAGUCGGACUCAUCUGAAUCAGCCUCUUCGCCACGACCAAACACUGCGCCAGGUCAAAUGCAGCGACCAGUCCGGCUGCAGCCGUUGCCAGCGUACACCUCAUCUGGAAAUGGAACAAAGAUGUCUGCGGGAUCCCGCCACAAGCACAUUUCAGAAGAAGACGAUCAACGCUAUCACAGUGGGACUGAAAAGGAUAUUUUUAAGACAAUGAAUGCGACAGAUCAUUCAGUAGGCAUCUCACCUUAUCGCCUUCCUAUCAUUAACAACUUUGUGAUGCCCGUUCCACCGCCACCCCAGAAACAACCAAAGAAGACAAUGAGUACCAUGUCCAGAGGGAGGCGG
Staurois parvus is the source of this 741-nucleotide messenger RNA. Lineage: Eukaryota; Metazoa; Chordata; Amphibia; Anura; Ranidae. The record is from the annotation of a GenBank genome assembly.